Molecule: messenger RNA, 2530 nt
Organism: Daktulosphaira vitifoliae (grape phylloxera)
Lineage: Eukaryota; Metazoa; Arthropoda; Insecta; Hemiptera; Phylloxeridae
Product: ATP-binding cassette subfamily G member 4-like
Exons: 11
Coding region: 562-2394 (610 amino acids)
Cellular component (GO): plasma membrane
Molecular function (GO): ATP hydrolysis activity; ATP binding; ABC-type transporter activity
Source: RefSeq, a predicted model, not a curated record
GCAUAACUACACAUGUAACGUGCUCGGGUAAAAUACCGGUUCGGAUAUAAUUAUCAUUGUGUACACGUCCAAGUGAAUCGAGAGUGACAAUAUUAUUUCAUUUGAACUUACUUUAAUUGUACAUAAUAAAUAUUUAUAUUCGAUGGAUUUUGAAUCCCCACUAUUGACAUCGUAUUGAUUAUUGAAUCAAAACAUCCAUUGCAAAUACUCUUUUAUAACUUACGUUUAGUUAAACAUUUUUCACUUACGUCUUAACACUUGUAGGGAAUUUUGUGAUAACAAGACGAUUUUUUUCACAAUAAAAAUAUUAUUAUUUCGAUAUAAAAUACUUGCUGGACAUUAAUUAUAAAAUUAGUUAAAUAAUAAUGAUAAAAUAUAACUAAUUAAUUUUCAAUUAGAAAACAAAUAUAUAAUUAAGUGGAUUUAUUAUAAAAACAAACAUCAAAACGAAUCAACAAUACAAUACAACAUAUCUGAAACUAAAUUUUAUUUGUACCGAGGAAAAAUAAUUCAAAUAAUUUUGAUAAUUUAAAAUUCAAAAAAUUCCAAACUAGUUUAACUAUGAGGCCGCUAAUAGAUGUUGAGUUUAACGAUUUAAUGUACAGUAUAUCGCAAGGUCAAAAUGAGAUUAAAGGUAUUCUUCAAAAUGUCAAUGGAUUGUUUAAAUCAGGUGAAUUAACAGCUAUUAUGGGGCCGUCAGGUGCUGGAAAGAGUACAUUACUUAACGUAUUAGCCGGUUAUAGAUGUAAUCAUGCCAAAGACUCAAUAUUUAUAAACGGCCAGCCAAGAGACAUGAGGAUAUUUAGGAAAAUGUCUCGUUACAUUAUGCAAGAAGAUUUCACACAACCAUAUUUAACUGUUUUGGAGUCCAUGGAAUUCGCAGCAGAUUUAAAGCUUGGUAGUUCAGUUUCACCAAACCAUAAACACACAAUUAUUGAAAACAUUCUUCAAAGAAUGUUGUUGUCAAAAGCGAAAAAUACUAAUACGUUAAAAUUAUCUGGAGGAGAGAAAAAAAGAUUAUCUAUAGCUUUAGAACUGAUCGGUAAUCCACAAAUUUUAUUUUUAGACGAACCAACAACUGGUUUGGACGACUUGUCGAGCUUGCAGUGCAUUUCGUUGCUGAAGGAUUUAGCAUCCGACGGUCAGACUAUUAUAUGCUCAAUUCAUACGCCUAACGAAAAAAUGUUCAAAAUGUUCGACCACGUUUAUAUUCUAAGUGAAGGUCAAUGCAUAUAUACUGGAGAAGGUCAGCAUAUUGUAAAUUAUCUUUCUUCCAUAGGGCUAAAAUGUCCAAAAUAUUAUAGUCCAGCUGAUUUUAUUAUCGAAGUGUGUAGCAAAGAAUAUGGCGACUACACCAAUAAAAUGGUUAAAGCGGUUGAAAACGGAAAGUGUUUGAGGUGGUGUAAAGAUAAAAAUAAAGUUUCAUUAAAAAGUCGAAGUAUGCAGUUCAGUUAUAAACAAUCACACUUGUACGAUUUUUCAACUUCAGGGUUGACUCAAUUCAAAGUUCUCUUCAAACGAAUGAUGAUUCAAAAUAAGAGAGAUUAUAAUUUUAUAUUGUAUUCAUUUUUAACAUACUUGCUGAUCGGUUUGCUAAUCGGCUGCACUUUUUAUAAAUUGGGAAAUAAUGCAUACUACGCUGUUUACAAUUAUGGUUUUAUUUUCAUGACAAUAACUGCUUUUAGUUACCUUCCUCUUAUGCCAGUAUUGUUAAAAUUUCCAAUUGAAAUUCGGCUUCUAGAACGGGAGUACUUCAACAGGUGGUAUGGGAUGAAUGCCUAUUUUUUUGCUCUAGCCGUUUUCAAACUUUUCUUGGCGAUAUUUUUGACAAGCGUAUUUAUAUGUAUAACUUAUUUUUUGACCGGCCAACCAUUAGAAUUAAAUCGUAUAUUAAAAUACUUCCUGGUAUGCCUUAUUGUGGCUUUGUCAGCUGAAAGUAUGGGAUACACAAUAUCAUCUUGCUUUGGUAUUACGAAUAGCGUUUUUCUUGGUCCGUGUAUAACGUGCCCAUUCAUAUUACUUGCCGGAUACGGUUUUGGCUUUAAAGAAUAUCAAAUACCCUUUCUCAUUAGAAUCGCCAUGCACUUCAGUUAUUUACGAAAAGGAUUAGAGGCGCUUGUUAUGGCAGUUUAUGAAAACCGAGGGAAAUUGGUGUGCCCACCAAGUGAAGAUUACUGUUUGAUCAACGAACCUUCAGAGUUGGUUCGCUAUAUUGCAAUGGAAAAUGUACAAUACUGGAUAUCUCUAAGUUCGCUCUGUGGUUUGUUUGUGGUGUUCAAGAUAAUGUCCUACUUGUUGUUGAGGUGGCGUUUAAGUUAUGGUCCAAUACCAUUACUUGGUCUCAGCAUCGUUAGAAGACUUGUUAAAGCUAUUAAUAACACUUUACAUAGAUGAUCUCCUAAAUAUUCACUGUAAAUAGAUUUGACAUGUUACCAUUUAACCUUUUAAAUGUUACCUGAUAAAUAUUAUUGUGAUUCUUGGUUCCGUGUAUUCGACACAACUGUAACUGCAUCUUUUCUGUACAAACUUA